Messenger RNA from Brachypodium distachyon (stiff brome), 1977 nucleotides. Its product is annotated as O-acyltransferase WSD1. Bases 162 to 1775 code for a protein of 537 amino acids. Gene Ontology annotation, molecular function: diacylglycerol O-acyltransferase activity; long-chain-alcohol O-fatty-acyltransferase activity. Lineage: Eukaryota; Viridiplantae; Streptophyta; Magnoliopsida; Poales; Poaceae. The transcript has 7 exons. The record is from RefSeq and is a predicted model, not a curated record. Gene Ontology annotation, cellular component: plasma membrane. Gene Ontology annotation, biological process: triglyceride biosynthetic process.
ACCAGCAACCAAAGUCGUCGGGAACUCAACAGGAGCCCCCCUCCCCGCAAAGCUUUCCGCCCCCCAGAGUCCAACGCCGCCGUCGCUCUCACCACCGGCAAGCAGCCGCUGAUCACCCCGCAUCCCACCACAUAAAACACACGCACACGCAGACGCCCCCGAUGGAUCCCCUCGAAUCGACGGCCGACGCGGCGUCUCCUCCUGAUCCCUCGCCGCGGAAGCGCGCCGCCGCGGCCGCGCUGACCGUGGACACGUCGGCCACGCCAGGGCCCCGGAGGAGGAGGAGGAGCCCGGUGGUCAGGGAGCGGGAGAGCAAGGCGCGGCAGGAGACGGAGACGGCGGACAUGGAGCAGCCGGUGAGCCCGGCGGGGCGGCUGUUCAGGGAGGCGCACUUCAACUGCUACAUCGUGGCGCUGCUGGGUCUGGGCGCGCCGCUCGACGUGGAGGCCGCGCGCGCCGGGCUCCUGGACACGCUCGUCCGCCACCCGCGAUUCUCCAGCGUCCAGGUGUUGGACGAGGCAAACAAGAACGCGAAGCCACGGUGGGUGCGGACGACGGUGAACCUGGACGACCACGUCAUCUUCCCGGACCUGGACCCGGCGGCCACGUCGGCGGACCCGGACAAGGCCAUGGAGGACUACGUGUCGUCCCUGUCGACGCGGCCCAUGGACCACUCCCGGCCGCUGUGGGAGUUCCACGUGCUGGACUUCCCGACCUCCGAGGCGCGCGCCGCCGUGGCCAUCCGGAUGCACCACUCCCUCGGCGACGGCGUCUCGCUCAUCUCGCUCCUCAUGGCCUGCACCCGCAGCGCCGCCGACCCGGCCCGGCUGCCCGCCCUCCCGGCCCAGCCCACGCCGCCGCCAGGCCCAGGCCGGGGCCUGGCGGCGAUGCUAGCCGCUUGGGCCGCGUGGGCGUGGGCGCUCCUCGUGCUGGCGUGGAACACGCUGGUCGACGUGGCGCGGUUCGUGGCCACGUCGUGGUUCCUCCGCGACGAGCGCACGCCGUUCAUGGGGGUGCCGGGCGUCGAGUUCCGCCGCAAGCGGUUCCUCAACUGCACGCUCAGCCUCGACGACGUCAAGUUCGUCAAGAACGCCCUGAAGUGUACUGUGAAUGAUGUGUUGAUUGGAGUGACUUCGGCAGCACUGUCGCGCUAUUAUUUCCGCAAAACCGCUUCAACAGAUGACACCAGCGGCGAUAGGACAAAACCGCAGAAGGACAUCCGCCUGCGAGCGGCUCUGCUCGUCAACAUUAGAAAAACGCCUGGCCUACAUACAUUGGCAGAGAUGAUGGAUAAUAGUAAGAACAACACGGUGAAAUGGGGGAACCAGAUUGGCUACAUCGUGCUCCCGUUCCAUAUAGUGAUGCACGACGAUCCUCUUGAAUACAUCCGACGGGGAAAGAGGACAGCGGACAGGAAGAAGAGAUCGUUGGAAGCAGUCUUCACAUAUUGGAGCGGGAAUCUAGUGGUCAAGCUUUUUGGCAUCAAGGCAGCAGCAGCUCUGUGCUACGGCAUGUUCACCAACACCACCAUGUCAUUCUCGAGCCUGGCCGGACCGGCAGAGAAGGUGGAGUUCUAUGGCCACCCGAUCGUCUACAUUGCCACCAGCGUCUACGGGCAUCCACAUGCUCUGACCGUACAUUUCCAAAGUUACUCGAACAUCGUGAAACUCGUCCUCGCGGUGGAUGACGAGCAGUUCCCGGACUCUCAUCAGCUGCUGGACGACUUCGCGGAGUCCCUCAGGCUUGUGCGUCAGGCAGCAGCUUCAGUAGAAUAGCAGUAAGAGAUAUACAGACUUGUAUUUUAGGUAAAAUGUAGUAGAGGGCAAAACAGAGAAUAUCCAUACUUUCAGAUAGUACUCGGUAGCCUGGCUGGCGACUGUACAUGUACAUUCUCCCAGGAAAUCACGAAAUAGGCAGGCGUAAAAAUUUGUUGUAAACAGCUAUAAAUUAAUGGAAGACAUUCAAUUGGUUUUCAUC